CAAUCCUCGUCUCCAGAAAUGUCAAAGUUUUGUCUGAUUCACUUUAUCCAGGUGUUUUGGCGCGUUUUGCUGAUUAGCGACCCAAAGAAACGGCUGAACGUAAAAUCGACGUUUUUGUCAGCUGUAAAGUUGGGAAAUUAACAAAAAACUAACUUCGUUGAAGAAAAAUGAAGAUGUUUGGUCCUACCUUGUUAAGGUGGGGUUUUAAUGUCGAAAUGGUGCAAAUUCACCCAAAGCAAAGACCUGACAGAUAGCCUACUUUCUUUGUUUCAGUGUGGUUGUCCUCCUCUUCCUCUUACCUGUUUGUGUUUGCAGCUCAGCGUCGACAGGUAAGACCAGGUAAAUAUGUCGUGUGGUAGGUCGACUUAACAGCUAAAUUUAUUAAUCCUACAAGUGUAGCAACACUGAGAACUUUAUGUGAACUGUGUAUCACUUCUGCCAUCACUUCUUUUUUUCCCAAUAUGGCGCCUGCGGUGUUUUGAUGGGAAGUUGCUCAUAAUAUAAACUUCCGUGGACAUUAUCCCAAGGGAAAUAAUGUUUGUCACUGUUUGUUUGAGGACCUCAAAACACCGAGGAAUAAGAUAUAGACAUUAUUUAUAAUAUAAUGUGUCUAAGGGAUCACAAGAUGAACUCUUUACACAAUUUCCUGUGUUAAUAUGUGAAUUACAGAAAAAAUGCAUCUUAAAAGAAAGUGUAAUAGACCAGCAUGUUGAGUAAAUUCAGGAAAUAUGUUAAACUCAGUCUUGGUAUGUUUGUUUUGUGAAAAAAAAGUGAAUUAACGAGGUCUUUUCUGUACUGGGUUGUUUUUGAAAUUAAGAAAUAAUGAACUGUAAAAAGGCACGUUGGCCUGCAGCUCUUGUUUAUUUUUUUAUGUGUUCAGUUGAUUGAUAUUUUAUGAAAGAGGGGAAGACUCUAUAACAGUUUUCUUCUUUCUGCUCCUUUUCAUUCACAUGUUUUAGAUUUUCCUUAUUUGUAUUGAAUUUUUUAAAUAUUGACAGAAUGAAAUAAAGUAUGAAAAUGAAAAAAUGAAAAUGAAAUGACAGACAUUCUUUAUAUUUUCAGGAGUGUUUCAGACCAGAUGUCUUGAGCGUCACUUUCUGCUCUCUGUCAAGUCCAGCUUCCUUGGUGUAAAGACCCGCUUUGACUUUGAAGGUAAGUAUCUUCCUACUGAGCGGUGCUUGUUGUAAAAGUGAUCUUAUAGUGAGUCACUUUUUUCCCUUUCCUUCAGACCAGUUUGGACUCCACCUCUUGUCCGAGCAGCAGGCUGCUCUCUGUGGUUACACCGUCUUGAUUAAUGAUGUUGGAGACCUGGUCUUCAGAGCCUCCUUCCUCGCCUGUCACGUCCAAAGCAAGGUCGAUUUUUGCCUCUUUCUUUAAUACUUUUACUUGCUCCAUCUGUGAAAACAAACAUAUAUCUUCUCCGUCUCUCCUCUGCAGACAGACACAGAUUAUCAGCUGCAUUUAUGGUUUGUGAACGUGCAAGCCGACGGGAGGGUGGGGGUGUAUCCUUUCCAGCUUCACUGUUCACUUCAGGGUCAGAGGAGCGCCAGGGAGAUCAUCUGCGAGGAAAACUACAUGGAGGCGAGUUUGUAAUCCGCUGCACAUGUUUUCUCCAAGUCUGGUGAGGUUAAUCUUUACAUUACUGAUUUAGAGAUUGUAUAAAAACUAGAAGUAACCUCAAGCACCAUUUUUGUCUCAAUGUGGCAUCAGUUUCUCCUGUCUUCUCCUCUAUAGGUUUCAAUCCAGAAGUCCACUUUGCUUGUUCAGUCCAAAGAUGUGAAGCAGGUUAGUAAAUCUAUGAGCCAUCACAUCAGGAAGACCAGGACUGUCUUUUGAGUUUUUGACGUUUUGGGGGAUCUUACAUCGACAACAUCUCUGUAUUUUCAGCAGGAACCUACUGAUGCAGACCUGGCUGUGAUAUUCCACAGACCGAACCACCCCCAAGAGGAAAGGAGGGUCUUGUCCCUGGCAGAAGUUGCUACUUUGGGUUACCACGUCUCACUCCGCGGCUCACACCUCACCCUCCGCUCUCCCUACUCCUCCCUCUUCUCGUACUUUCUUCAGGUACUCAGAGAAGAUCUUGUUGACAGAGGAUCAUCAUGAAAUAAUUGAGCAGGUGCUGUGUGCGGGUGUUUCUGUUUCUCCCAGGAGGAGGGAGUGGAUUUAGAGGUCGUCAGAGCAACAAUCGUGAAUCGACUCCAGAGCAACUUCUUGGCGAUGGACGUGACUGUCGCCUGUCCUCUGAGUGAGUCGCCUCAUUAGUGAGAAUUAACUCAGCAACUGUGAAACUCAAAAGUGACUCGUCCUCUUUUUCUCCUCUAGAUGAAGCGACAGAAGACGGGUCAAACCUGCUGUGGGUAGUCCCUUAUAAUCUGUCUCCGUUAGUCCACGGUGAGUUCAAGGACAAAGGUGUGAGGAUCAUGGUGAACAGCCAGGUUCUGAGGGAGUCUGAUUUUAAGGAGAGGGGAUUUCAGAUGGGUCUGCAGGAGGGGAGAACAGAGCUAAGGAUCCCUGUAGGAGCCGACGGAGGACACAUGAAGGUACAAAAGCAGCUUCAUCAGGACUCCACCAACAUCUCCUGAUUGUGAGGGAUUCAUUGUGAUUUUUCAGAGUGGCGUUGUGAGAGGAAAGUACAGCUGGUCCAUGUCAGUGGAUCUGGUCUUUGUGAGUCAGUGGGAGGACGAGCGUUGGCCUCUCACACAGCACCGCUCCUUUAGGCUUCUCAAGACCCCUCAAAUUCCACAAAUCCCAUUCAUCACCCAAAGUAAGGCUUGUUUUUGCACAUGUGAGCAAUUUUGUCUUACUUUGUAGUUUGUUAAGUUUAUCCCCUCUUCUUUUCCUCUCUCUGCACAGACUCGGUUCUACCCGGAGGAUUGUUUGCCGUCACUUUCGGCGUCUUCGCAGCAGACGUCUCCCUCCAGAAGCUGACAGUCGACAGCGGAGGCGACCUCUUAACCUGGACUCCCAGCGAGCAAACUCAGAACAACACAGACAUCAUUGUGUCUAAACUCUCCCACCCUAAUGGGAGCCACUCCUACCUGCUCUAUUUCCCGCUUUCACACCCCAAAAUUAUCCCAGAGGUGAGAGAAAUUUACGAAUUUAUCCUUUUUUUAGAAGCGGACCAAAAACUAAAACCAGCUGUUGUCUGAUCUCAGCAUAUAGGUGGAGGAUUGAAGACGUACAGCCUCUCUUGCAUCUUCACUCUUAUCAUCCUUCCCAGUGGAGACGUUUUUUACCACCAGGCCACCGUAGAGCAGAGUGUUGAACAUAAGGGUGAGUCACUUAAUCCACUCAUACGGAGAGUACACCAUAUAUAAACCACACACUAAACAUCAUCUGGAGUAUCGUUUUCUGCCCUGCAGCUCCAGCUUCUCCAACGCUUGAGGGGAAGUGCACGGAGAGCAGCCUGCUGGUGCUGCUGCACCACGGGGCCCGGCCGGAGUUACAUUGGGAGCUCUAUGUUGGAGCCCGGAAGCUGAAUUGGGACCUGGUGGAGAUGGGAGGCAUAGUGAUAGAGGCAGAGGAGGACUACUUGAUAGUGGAGAUCCCUCUUUACAGCUCUGUGAUGAACUUAGUGGUGAUUAGUGGAUCUGUUUUUUUCGUGUCAACCUGAGUAGUAUCUUUUUAUUAGUCCCACAGGGUUUUAAAAAGCUCCAUACAGGAAGAUAUCUGAAGUUACCUUUGCUUGGUUCCUUGAAUUAGUGUUUUUAGACUAUCUGUGUUUCAAUAAAUAAAACUUUAUUUACAUUUAUGUGGAAAUCGAUUCUGUAGUUUUGUCUUUUCUUUGCCCACACAGGAGCUGAGUUUGCAGGGUCUCGUCUCUGGAGUGGAAGUGUCCGUUGUGGAUGCAGAGUCCCUGAAAGUGGAGGACCACCUUCUCCAUCGAUGCACCUUCCCUGCUAGAGAGCUUCUGUGUGCGCGUUAAAAAACUUCAACUCAAGUGUUGAAAGUCCCUGUUUUUUUUUUUUUAGUUAACGUAACCGUGACGCUGAGUGUUUCUCCGACAGUAUGUUUACCAGAAGGGAGGAUGGUGGCAAUAGUUGACACCACCCACGCAAUCCCGCCCAUUUACCCCAAUCGAACCUCCCUAUCGGAUCCUGACUGUGUUCCCAUGGAGACGGACAGUUCCAGAGCUCUGUUCAGCUUCAGCCUGGACUCCUGCGGGACGACUGUAACAGUAAGUGUGGGGGAAAAUAACAGAUAUGUUUGGAUGUUUUGGGGGUUACCAUGAAGCAAGAAAACAGGAUAUGGGUGGAGUGGUCAGAUCGGCAUAAACUUCAUAUCAGGUCAUGGUGACCCUCUCCCAUGGUAGCUUAAUUGCAAUAACAGGAAAUCUGGCGCCAAAAGAUAAUGGCAGAGAAAGUCACGAAGGGGACUUUCGCACGCACAUCUGGCCAAAACUAAGGUCCCUGACGUCAAUGGAGGACUAUAAAAGAUAUGUGGAUGGGCUGUUUUUGGUUCUGUCGGUUCGAUUGCUCAUGAGCUAUUGUUCGAUGCUGUGAUCGAAAUAAAGACCCCGCCGAGAGGCUGCCAGCUUGAUUCUGUCUUCGUGUAGUUCAUUUCUGCACUUCUGCACCGAGGUCAUCUUCUAAAUAAUUGGCGAGCUUCAGCCCAGAUUUUGCCGAGGUCCGGGGCGUUGGCCUCCCCACGCGAGUGAAAUCCACGUGCCGGCACACAAAAGGUAAGAGAAGUUUAUUUCUCUAUUAGAUGUGUGAUUUCACUGGGUGGUGAGACCAUCGUGUGUUUGGGCCUUCGCAAAAGAAAGAGUCUAGAAUCAAAGGAAGCAGAAUCGGGCGGAGUCUCUCGCGUGCUAUUCAUGUAUACAUGAAGGCUGCUCCAAAGUGUGUGGAAAAUUGUGAGACAGACAAAUUAACCAUUGGCGUCAAAGCAGCUGAAAAUCUUGGCCAAGUGUUUGCUGACUUGUGUCUUACGGGGAUAGUAGGAGUAGAGCGAACAGGCCUCGAGCUUAAUAUUUACGGGGGCACAGAAGUAUCGCUAACAGAUCCCGAGAACAGUGAUCAGCAGAGCAGAUCUGUGUUGUGGGUGAACAAGAUGCCGGGAAGUCAAAUCCUAUGGGCAUAGAGUUCACGGCGCGCGAUUGGAUAAUUGGCCGGCAGCCAAGCCCUGGCAGUUGUGUAAAAGUUUAACCCGAUGAGGUUGGACAGACCUCAGAGAUACUGCUCUGCGGAGCCCGGGGAAGUCUGAAAAGGCGAGGAACCUAGACAGACCACCCCAUGUUAAGUGCUGCAAUCUGGGGCGGACCUUUUACUGAGCUCGAAAGGCAGAAACCCUGCAGGUUGCAGACUUAUCUAAUAUAAAUAACGUGGAGAAAUCCACUAGGAAUUAUGGAACAGAUUUAGAUGUGGUUGACUGGACUGUAAACGAAAGUUCAAUCACACUUGCUGGGAAAUCCCACUACAUGUCAGGUCUGUCGCUAAGUAUGGGCACAUUUUAACGAAUAUCCACAAAAACUUAUAGAUGAAACGAACGCAUUUCUCAUAAUAAAUAACGGGAAAUAAAGAAAACAAACAAAACUGUAAUCUGAGAACGUAAAUCAAUCAAACGGAACAUUGGACAUUGGAGGUAUUGAAAUUUAUAAGGUAGGAGUUGUUUGAUCCACAACCUCCUUCCAAAUUGACACCACGGAAAACACGGAUGAUCAACGCGUUAUCUUUAUGAGUCAGCCAACUAAAUAGAAUACCUUCAAAAAUUCACCGAAAAGAAAAUUAAACAAAAGUAUAUUCGACGAAUAAAAAGAGAAACCCCAAAUGUGUGUGUGUUGAGGACCGGUCCGUGUGAACGUGGUCACUCUUUUCCUUUCUCUCCCUCUCCUCGCACUCCGCCGAGGGUGUGUGUGGGAGGGUGUGUGUGUGUGUGUGUGUGGGGGUGUGUGCAUUGUGUGUGCGCGUGGUGGAGAAAGCCCACAUCGCAGUGUGAUAUAUGUUUGAUUGCAAAUACACUGACGCAUAUAUCCUGCAUUGUAAAAGCUGAUUGCAUAUAUGUUUGAUUGCAAAUACACUCAUGCAUACAUCCUGCAUUGCACAAGCUGAAUAUAAUCUGCUGCAAACUAAUAUGUAAAUAAUUGAAAGUGUUUAACAAAGUGGUUGCAGAAAUCCUACAAGCAAUCUAAGAUUAACUGUGUUGUCACGGCUUUGUAUGUGGUGCCCAAAGUUGGGAGACUUGUGACACAAAACAGAUUGCUGGUGGGUUUGGACCUUUUGGAUUGUGUGCGUAAAGUUGUUAGUAGAGCGGAAAGUUGAUGUUGGUGCAGUAGUCUGAGAAAGGUUGAGCAGAGACGCAGUUAGAGUGUGUAAGCUGAGGCAGUUGUGUGUUGUGUAGUAGGGCGUGGCAGAGACGGAGAGCAGGAGAAGUUGACAGUCCGAGAGUCAGAUUGAGACUGAGAGAACUAGGAAGUAAAAGGGGAAGUGAGGUCAAUUCCGCUCUCACUCAGCCCCGAACGAGCCCCCACCUUCGCGUGAGCUAAAAAUAAAGCUCCCUCUCUCCCCCGCUACUACUCUCAUUCAGUGAGGAGCUCCCCCUUCUACACUGUUUGGGAUCCAGGAUAUACAGUCCUCACUCGGUGAGGAGCCCCCACCUUCGUGAGAGCUCCCCCGCCCUUCUCUCCCCUAAAGGAGACCUGACGAGUAAUUUUUUGUUUUUUUUUUUUUGUUCUCUUUCUCCCCUUCUCUCGGCAAGCUGAACAUUAAAGCUAUCGUACCUGCAAUACAAACAUAUAAACAUUUUAAGCGUUUUAAAACAAUCAUAACAGCAUUUUACAGACAUUUUAACAUUGUGUGCAUCAGAUUUUGUGCAUUUAAACAACUGUAAUAGUAGCAUAAGCACAGUGAAACAAAAUAUAAUCAAGAUGUCGAAAAGGAUCACACCAGUCAACAUCAUCAGUUGCAAACACCCCGAACUUCUGAAGGUCAUUAUAGAAACCUCAGAGAGAUGGGAAAAGCAAUGCAAAGGAUUGGAUCCAGCAUGGCCAAAGGAAGGAACGUUUGACGUUGCAGUGUGUGAGGCUAUGGAAUGUCGCAUAAAGGAUCGAAAGCCUGUGAUUAAGACCAAAAGCAAUCAAAAGAAAAAGGAAUUGGAAUUAAAAAUCAUCAACUUCUUUAAAGACGAAGGCCAAGCUCACAGGAGAACAAUCAGGGAGGGCCUAGCUGAAUUAAAAAGGAAUAAACACAGCGCUGCAAAUAAAAUGAGGUCUCAGAUGAGUGUGUCAACAGGUGAAGAAGAGAAGAAAAACGACGGAGGUGAACCAGGAACCAGAGGAUUAUACCCAGUCCUCACAGGAUCAUUCAACAUAAAAGGAGACUGUGAAUUUUCAAAGGGUGAGUCAGCUAGAGACAGAAGAGGGACGGCUACAGCGCAGGGGUCAGGGGGCAUCACACAAAUUGCAGGGGACCCUCCGCAAUACACAGUCAGCCCUGUCAUGCCUACUUCAAGCCCCGCAUCACAAAGAGAGAACACAUGUGAGUUAGUUCCAAGACACUGCAGCACCUCACGAAAGUCAGGAGGAAGGGACAAGCCGGGUGUUUUAGACUGUUAUGCAGAUUAUGACGUCAAGCAAGCAGGAGCAACAUCGUGGUGGUUUGACAUCGAUGGGGGGGGGGUAGACCCAGCACGUGACGCUAACAGGACUAUAAUCCAAGAGCUAGAGGGAGACAUAGAUGGGCGAUAUGAGGAUGUAAUUGGGGGAGCAGGAAACGGAGGAGAAGCAGGUGCAGGGGGAGGAAGCUCACCACAGGCAGCAAGCGCACAGGCAGCAAGCGCAAACACAGAGACCAAGACACAGAAACAAUAUGACCUGAGAUACAGACCCAAUAUACACCCUCCAGAUAGAUACACUGAUCCAGGACAGUAUCCAAUCCUGGUGAAGGGCACCCAGGGUCACUACAUACCAUGGCAAACACUCGACCUUGCUGGGCUGGUUUCACGACUACCGGAUGUUCACGAGGGUGCUGGCAAAUGGAUAAGGGCUUUUGAAGAAGAAACAGUGGGAAAACUGCUAGCUCUGGGAGACAUCAAGGCCGUGUGGGCCCAGACAUUUGGAGCCCCCACAAUGAAUAACAUCUUACGACAAAGUGAUAAUGGAUGGAUGAUCGACCCAAGAGCGGAUGGGACAGAGUUUAACGCGUAUCGCACCACACUGUGGCAGGCGUUACGCAAAGAAUACCCAACCCGAACGGACCCCAAAUCAUUGAAAGGGGAACCGCUCCAAGAGACCGAAAACCCAACUACAUACAUUAACAAGAUGCUCAAAAGAUGGAAACAGGAAACAGAGGAGGAGGUGGACAAGAGCCCGACGCUGAUUAUCCUGUUCAGAAAUGCAGUAGUGGAUGCCCUGCCAACCCCAUGUCGCAGCAGACUGGAGGAUGUGGUGGGACUGACGUCAAUGCCGCACAGGCAAUUUUGCGAUCACAUAACGCAUGCAGUCGAGAAAUAUCGCAAAGAUGAGCAGAACAAUAAAGACCAAGACAAGAACUUACAAAGGAAGCUGGCCCAGAUGCAGCUCGGUGAACUACAAAACAAAACCAAAUCAAAAACUCAGGGUGCAGUGGUGAUGGAUGCAGUGAGCCAGGCGGCGCAGAUCACACAGAAGACCACACCCCCAGCUCCGCAACCGGGACCAACGCCCCCUCAACAAACACCAGUUGUUAACAUAUAUCCACAGCAAACGUCCGAGCCUCCCUACUAUGGCCCGCCGAGACAGCCAAUGCAAAGAAGGGGGGGCGGACAAGGAGGAAGAGGGGGGCAGGAACCAAAGGCCUGCUGGAACUGCGGGAGGAUUGGUCAUAUGUCACGUGGGUGCCCAAAUCCACGAGCGGGCCCCGACUGGGCAGGGCGUGGUCGUGGAGCUCAGCCUGCGCAACGAAGAGGUGGAGGACCAGUCAACCCUUGGGCGGGUCCAAACCAUGGAUAUUAGGGGUGCCCAGAGAAUCCCACGGGGGAGGAUCAGUUGCCUGUAAUCAUUGUGGGAGCUGAUACAGAACCUAUGAUAAAUGUAAAAAUUGAAGAUAAACAAACCCCCAUGUUAGUAGACACUGGAGCAACGCACACAUGCGUGAGUCCUGAGCAUGCUACGCACCUCCCCCUCUCAGGCAAAUGUGUGAAGACGGUGGGAUUCUCGGGGAAGAAACAGUUAAUUCCUAUGACAUUUCCAGUGCGCAUAACAACAGAAACAGACGAAAUUAAAAUUCCAAUCCUGGUAUCCGAUCAAACUCCAAUCAAUCUGCUGGGAAGAGAUGCAUUAUGUGAACUAAAAAUCAAAAUCUGGUGUUCUCCACUCGGGGUGUAUAUAGACGGUGCAGGGUUAGCAACACAAAUGUGCACGCAGAUAGAGGGUGCCAAAGUGUAUUGGCUGGGUGACAUCAUCGCGCCAGUACAAAAAUCAUUUCAGGAGUGGGAGAAAUACAUUCGGGCGCAACUCCCGAAAGCCACAGAACCAUUCUCUGAUUAUCACUGCACCAUGUAUUAUGACACAUCAGGAAGCAAAGCCUUCGAGGAGAAAUGGGACAGAGACACUAAAAACGUAAAAGUAGAUCUAAAGUCACAGUCUAUCAUCGUGGGACACCAAGGUGCAGCUUUAGACGUGCAAAAUAACCCAUUUAUCUCUCAGUGGUACAACGUACCCGAGUCCAUGCCACACAUAACGUUGUUGGUAAAUGAAGGUUUUAGAUCCAAAGAUCUGGGACCAAUGAUGCGCACCGCCACUCAGGCAGAAUGGGAAGAAACAGACAAUCCAUUAAUCUCUGUGUCAAAGAAAGGGGACAUGGUAAAAAUUCAGUGCCAAACAGAAAUGACAGCUAAACCACAGGUGAUAAUCAUUCCUGAAGUUAUCACACAGCCAGUCCUCGCAGAGGAAGACAGAGACGCAAAUGGGCUCCUAACGGAUAUGGCGACACGGGUUCCGGACCACCUGUGGUCCAAGCACGACACCGAUGUGGGACUCGUUAAAUUGGCCAAUCCAGUAGCAAUUGAGCUCAAGCCGAAUGUGUGUUUACCAUGCCGCAUGCAGUAUCCAUUAAAACCGGAAGCUGAAGCAGGCAUAAGUAAGACAAUAGAGGGACUGUUAAAAGCAGGUGUACUAGUUGAAACAAACAGUACAUGCAACACACCAAUUUUUCCAGUUCUUAAAAGUGACAAAUCUAAGUACCGGCUGGUGCAUGAUUUGAGAACUGUAAAUGACAUCAUACAAGAUUUACCAGCUGACGUGCCAAAUCCGCACACACUCCUCACAAACGUUCCGGCCAAUGCAAAAUUUUUCACAGUAAUUGAUCUGUGCUCAGCAUUCUUUAGCAUCCCAUUAGCUGAAGAGUCACAACACCUAUUUGCAUUUACGUACAGAGGAAGGAAGCUAACAUACACAAGAAUACCCCAGGGUAUGAAGCAUAGCCCACAUGUGUUUAACCAGGUCCUCAAACAAGAGCUAGAGGAUCUAGCAAUCAAUAGCACGUUAAUACAGUAUGUGGAUGAUCUGCUGAUCUGUUCGUCCUCGUUGGACGACUGCCAUCGAGACUCGGUUAAAGUACUCCAGAGACUGGCGGAGGGGGGACACAAAGUCUCAAAACCAAAACUCCAGUACUGCAAACCACAAGUCGAAUACCUGGGAAGGAUUAUUUCACAUGGAACCAUUGCGAUAUCUCCAUCGCAGGUAGAAGGUGUGAGCAAAACCCCGCGCCCACGAACGGUGCAACAGAUGAUGACAUUCUUGGGAAUGACGGGAUACAGCUCGGAUUGGAUUGAAGACUAUGCUGAGAAGACGGCUCCUUUGAGAGGGAUGAUCAAAGAAGCAGGCAACGAAUCACUGAAAGCUCAGCUAAAAUGGACAAGUGGAGCACUGUCAGCAUUCGAGGCGUUGAAGCAAGAAAUGCAGAGGGCGCCGUGCCUUGCCACUCCAAACUAUGACAAACCAUUUUCGUUGUACGUGUCAAACAGAGCAGACAUGUACGCGACAGCGAUAUUGAUGCAAGAGACCUGUAGUGGGCGACAAAAACAACCAAUAGCAUACUACAGCACUAAACUAGACAAUGUAGUCCAGGGAUGGCCACCAUGCUACCAAGGUUUGGCUGCAGUGCAUUUUGCGUACGAAAAGGCGUCUUCGAUAACCAUGGGGUAUCCAGUGACCAUAUUCACGCAUCAUAAAAUCAGUGAGUUAAUAAACCAAGGGAAGUUUGUCGUAACUCAGGCACGAUGUUUGCAGUACACGCCACUUUUAACCUACCCAGAUGUAACAAUAAAGAAGUGUCCCACCUCAAAUCCAGCGAUGGUGAUUCCUCUGGAAAACGAGGGAGAACCUCACGAAUGUAUUGCCGAGACAAUGAGAUACACAAAACUGAGACCUGAUCUCGAGUCAACUCCGCUGAUCGGCGAAGAUGUAACAUAUUAUGUUGACGGUUCAUGUUUCAGAGACCAUCUGGGGAACCAUGCAGGUUUUGCUGUGGUGAGGCAAGACGCUGAUGAGUUUGUGACGGAGAAAGCUGAGAGUUGUGUCCAACCAUGUUCAGCCCAGUUGGCUGAACUAAAAGCGCUGACUGAAGCGUGUAAGUUAGCGCGGGGAAGAGUGGCUAAUAUCUACACGGACUCAGCGUAUGCACAUGGUGUAUGUCAUCUGUUCGGUUCUCUGUGGAGACAGAGGGGAUUCAGGAAGACAGAUGGCAGCCCAAUACAACAUGGUAAUCAAAUAAACGAGUUAAUGUCUGCAAUGAUGUUGCCAACGAAACUUGCGAUCAUUAAAUGUCAAGCUCAUCGUAAGGGAAAUGAGGUUGUCAUAAGGGGAAACAACGCGGCCGACGAAGCUGCGAAAACUGCUUCCAGGUGCGAAGUGGCCGUGUUGGCCCCGUUGGUGUUACUUGAGCCUACAGUAACACCCGAGGACAUCGUGAUGAUGCAGGAGGAGGCCGGUGAAAAUGAGCAUAAUCUGUGGCGUCAAAGGGGGGCGUCGGCAGAUAAAAUAGGACUGUGGAGAUCGCAUGAUGGGUUUUUAGUGGCACCGGUUCCUCUCCUGACCAUUCUGAUCUCCCAAGUACACAGUGUGGAUCACUGUGGAAGGGGGGAGGUGGUAAAAAAGAUAAAACAGCAAGGGUACUGGUCACCAUACAUGCAAGCGAUGGUUGACGAAGUACUAAGUCAAUGUGAUGUUUGUGCUCAGAACAACGUUCGAAAAGCAAUACAAACACCAGUGGGACACAUUCCGGUCCCCGAGGGACCAUUUAAACACCUAGCCAUAGACUAUGUUGACAUGAUAAAGUCAGUGCACGGAAAGCGCUACAUGUUGGUCAUCAUAGACAGAUUUUCACGCUGGGUAGAAGCCGUUCCUUCAAAGACUCUAGGAUCAGAAACAGUGGUCAAGUUUCUGACCAGGGAGGUCAUUCCAAGGUUUGGCAUCCCGUCAGAAAUAAGCUCAGACAACGGCUCAGCAUUUGUACAUAAAGUUGCCAAAGGGGUCCUCCAGCAGCUCCGAAUCAAGCAAAGACUGUCUGCUGUGUACCAUCCCCAGAGUAACGGGAUGGUAGAGCGGAUUAAUGGAACUCUGAAAGCAAAAAUCAGCAAAAUUUGCGCCAGUACAAAGCUAAACUGGGUAGAUGCUUUGCCGCUUGCACUAAUGAGCUACCGCAUGCAAACUCACAGAAGCACGCAUCUCACGCCGCAUGAAAUGCUCACGGGUCGACCAAUGCCAGCACCGCAGUUGCGAGGUCCGUAUAAAGGACCUCCCCUCGAACAGCUGCAGAUAGAAUUGAAAGAUUAUAUGAACCAGCUAACAGCAAUACAUAAGACUAUCUACCUGCAGGAAAAAAGGAGAGAACCAGUUAAAGACGAGCAGGUCGUGAAACCAGUGGUGCCGGGUGACCAAGUGUACGUCAAGGUCUUCCGCAGGAAGUGGCACGAACCACGACGGGAAGGACCGUACACGGUGGUGCGAGCUACUCCCACAGCAGUCCAGGUCGAAGGGAGCGGGACGUGGUAUCACCUGUCGCACUGCACGAAAGUUCCAGGCAAAACCAAGGGCGGUAUUGAGUUGAAAAACAAAGAUGAAAAACAUGACAUUGUGGUGUGUGUUGGUGGUAAUGAACUCUCUUCUAUGGAUGCCUGUAGAAGCAGUGGAGCUAGAGACUCAAAGGGGAAAACAGAGCACCCCGGGGACCAGAGCCACGCCAGAGACCAACCCGCACGACAGAGGAGACAGAGCAUCUGAAUCAGAUGAGUAUGAUGCAACCACACAGACACCAAUCCAUGACAUGCUGAACUCUGAGCCAGCACUCUCAGCUGAGCUCAAACACAUAAACAUGCCGCACCAAGUAGUGUAUGGACGAACACGGGGUAAGAGAGCUGUACACACGAUGUGGCGGUGGCGCGCUAGCAUGGACAUACCCGAUAGCAUGAAAAACGGUAACAUAACAUACGGGGUAAUGGUCGUGUCACGAGAUUAUGUGCGAACCCAAUUGUGCGGAGUGAAGAAGGGUAGUCAGGAACAAGAAUGGGGGCAGGACGCUUGUCAAAUCAUUCUGAGGGUGAGAGGGAAACUUGAGAUUAUCGUCAGGAUAGCAACUCACUUCAGUCCAGUUAAGACGUAUUAUGCUGUCGUGGGCCUGCGUGGGAGUGGUGAGGGCAGAGAGAUCCGAGAAACACUGACACUAGACAGGGAGGAAACACCCGAUCCAAGAGUUUUGCAUGAAGCACCACUCAAAAGUGAAAUGAUUAACGGGAGAAUAAGACUACACAUUCCGCCACAGACAGUAUCAAGCAGUCUAUACAGACGAGAUGUGCGGGUACUGGAAGUUGAGGAAGUCGAGACCGAGAUGACAACAAAUGUACUCUGCGGUUGGGCCCAUCAGUAUAAUCAGGAUGUAACGAUGUGGGGUGGAGCUGAGUGUGGGUUAACAGUAUUCGAAGAGGCGGGCCAAUGGGUAGCUGAGCUCGAUGAAGACAAGUUUACUCCAAAUGAAACCUACAUUCUCGACCUUACGAGCAUAGCAAGUGGGGGAAGAGCCGCAAAACGCGCACUUCCGUGGCGAGUUCCUAACAGGGGGCAGGUAGAAAGGGUUGAGCCGACCGCUACAACGACAGGUCAGGGAGUGUUUACCACUCUAGAACCGACAAAAGUUCCCCAUUUGACUACACCAAAACCGACCGGAAAUUCCCAUUCAAGAACUCCGGCUCCAGUAGGGAAUCGCCAUUCAAUUGCAGUGGUUCCAACAGAAGUUCGCAGCGCGACCGCGCCAAAUCCAAAAACGGUAAAUUCGGUCACACCAACUCCGAAGGGAAAUCACAACCCAAUCGUAGUAGCUGUAACAGAGGCCAAAUUGGGUAAGGUAUCCACAUCGACAACACCUAGUAAAACGACCCCAGAUACACAGUAUGAUGAGUACGAUGAUUACGAUGGUAGUCCAGGUAAAGUGGGAAGUUUUGACAAGCCCGUGCAGAGAAGUGUAAAAUCGUACUCAGAUAAACUUUGGGAAGAGGCCAGUGGGAAUGGGUGGUACCAGUGGGCUAUGUAUACCGCAAAACAGAUGACCCCUAGUGAAUGCAUUGUGUGUGCUGAAGCCCCAACGACACUUCCCACUGUAGUACCAGAGAAAUAUACGCACGAAGAAUGCGCUAAAGUUCAACAACAAAAGUGUAGAAGUGGUGAGUUCACUCCCAAUCCGCAGGUGCCAUCACUCUACGGGCUUCCAAUGUGUGGUGUUCGAUGUAGGCUUCUGUAUGGGUCAGGAUCUCAUCAUGGGUAUUUAGAGACGUGCGUAGACUGUAAAUUUCGCCAGACAUGUAGAGAAUUCGCCACCACAACGUCACAAGACGAGCCCCCUACAAACUACAAAGUAGACGAUAUGAGUAAUUACGAGUGUUUCGCCAGUGGAGGGUUUAUGAAUAAACCAGGGGAAGGAGUCCAGGUGGGAAACACAACUGUUAAUUGUAAAAUUACGUGGGUAUUGUCAUGGUUUCCUGAAGCUAAUAUGAGCGAACCAUUUAUAACUAGACCAGUUUGGUUUGAAGAUCCAGAGCAAACGUUAGAUCAAACAUGUGAAAACAUAACUAUGACCAGACCGAUUAUGCAGUUUUUCGCAAGUCAAACUGUUGCAGUAGCUGACAGUUACUGGAUGUGUGGAGACAACAUUGUGCGAAACACACUUCCACCAAAAUGGAUUGGACUCUGUACAUUAGUGCGAAUGAAAGUGCCAGUUGUCGUGUUGUAUGACGGCGUCGAGGAGAUCCUUAAAAUCCCGGAAGAAACAGCCAAAUUGAACCGCCAUAAAAGGCAAAUUGACGAAAAGGUGUACAUCAAUAGUAUAGGAGUGCCAAUAGGAAUUCCAGAGGAGUUUAAAGCUCAGGAUGAGAUUAGAGCAGGUCUAGAGUCGAUUCUCCCCUGGAUCACCACUAAUAAAAAUGUCCAAUGGAUAAAUUACAUUUAUUACAACCAACAGAGGUUUGUUAAUGCGACAUCUGAGAUCCUGAGCGCUCUCGGUAUUCAGUUACACGCAGCAAGUAUAAUGGCCCAACAAAACAGACAGGUUUUGAAUUGGCUGACAGCGGAUAGGGGAGGAGUAUGUCACAUGUUCGGGAAACAUUGUUGUACCUUUAUUCCAAAUAAUACAGCCCCCGAUGGUAUAUUUUCUGUGGCAAUGGGGAAGCUUACAGAACUCAGAGUUGAGCUCAGGGAGAGUGCGGGCAAGGGGGGACUGUCAUGGGAUUGGUUAGACCAAAUUUUAGGAAAAUGGGGAGCCGUUUGGGCUAAGAUAGGACUCAGUGCAUUAGCAGUCCUAAUUGUAAUUUCCUUUUUGACAUGUUGCAUCAUCCCCAUCCUGAGGAGGCAGUGUCUGCGGGCUCUGGACAGACAGAUGAUUGUGGCGACUGGUCUCCAAAAAGCUCAAAUGUUGGACUUGCUGACGCCGUCCCAAAUGGCACAACUCUGCUUGGACGACAGCAAGGCGGGAAACGGGGACUAUACGGACUUGUACCCGAACCCUGCCUGUGUGGGUGACUAUGAUGAGGACGAACUGAGUCAAGUGUAAGGUAAACAAGAAGCAGAGGUGCAGCAGCAGCGAGCGAGCAAAAGGAAAGGCAAAUGGGACGGCGGAGCAAAUGGACUAUCAUAUCACUACACGCAUAUUCUGUUACUAUCCAGGUGUAUUCUGCAUAAUGGACUAUCAUACCAAUACACACAUAUCCUGCAGUUAUCCAUGUGUACUCUGCAUACUCACAUCAUUUACACAUACUCAUUCCAGGUAAAUGGAAACAGGUAAAGGAAAUUGUUAAUCAUGUUUGAGCAAUAAAACAUGUGGUUGAUUGUCAUGUAGGGUGGGUCAGAGAAAAGCUGUUAAGAUUUAGAAGGUUCACGGUAAAGGUCGCCAGCGGGAGGGGCCGCAGGGGAAUUUCCUGCUCAAAGCAGCCAGCAGGUUUUCGCCCCUGCCAGAUGUGAACCGAGGGAUCUAAGUGUUGUAUUUGUGAAAAUGUAACAUUCGUGAUCACAAGCAUGAGUUGGAUUGGUUUGAAAACAUACAUAUGCAUCUGUAAUCAAUCAAUUAGUACCAUAUCACAUAACGUUGUCAUAACUCAUCCAUGUAACGUAACUAAGGCCAAGACAAGACAAGUGUGAAUCUCCAACGGCGUCAGUGAACUUGGUUAAUCUUGAAAAGAUUCAAAGGGGGGAUAUGUGGGGGAAAAUAACAGAUAUGUUUGGAUGUUUUGGGGGUUACCAUGAAGCAAGAAAACAGGAUAUGGGUGGAGUGGUCAGAUCGGCAUAAACUUCAUAUCAGGUCAUGGUGACCCUCUCCCAUGGUAGCUUAAUUGCAAUAACAGGAAAUCUGGCGCCAAAAGAUAAUGGCAGAGAAAGUCACGAAGGGGACUUUCGCACGCACAUCUGGCCAAAACUAAGGUCCCUGACGUCAAUGGAGGACUAUAAAAGAUAUGUGGAUGGGCUGUUUUUGGUUCUGUCGGUUCGAUUGCUCAUGAGCUAUUGUUCGAUGCUGUGAUCGAAAUAAAGACCCCGCCGAGAGGCUGCCAGCUUGAUUCUGUCUUCGUGUAGUUCAUUUCUGCACUUCUGCACCGAGGUCAUCUUCUAAAUAAGAAGCUUUUGUUGUUUAAAAUUCAUACAUGAAAUAAAUCUCUCUGAUCUCCUUUAUUUCCCCAGACUGAAGGAAACUUCCUCGUCUAUGAAAACCAGAUCAGUUACCCUCAGGAUUUCCUACCUUUGGAGGAGCCUCUCAUACACAGAGAUUCUCCCUACUGGUGAGAAACUCUGAUGCUGUUUCUACUCCGCCUGUCUUUGAGUAAGGUCAUGGUGUUGACUUUCUGUGUUUCAGGCUGACGCUUCAGUGUCGAUAUCAGGUGAACGAAAGUCUCACUGUGGCUUUUCAGCAGCAUUUGGACUUUUCCCAAACUCUAGUCAAACACACAAACACAGGUAAUCUUUUCUGACUUCAUAUUUUAAAAGGUAAUCCGAGUUUAUGUUGUAUAUAUAUUAGUUAUAAUAGUUAUUUUCAACAGGUCACUGACCUGGAGAGGGGGGAAACUCUUCCUCCUGGUCUUGUUUCUGUGAAAACUCUCCUCUUUCCUGCAGUUUCAUUGUGGGUCUCGUGGACAUUUGUCUCCUUGCUUCUGCUUCUCAAGCUGUGUACUUGGAGUUUCUACAGACUUUGCCUGGAUAUUAAAUGAAGACCAUGAGAUUUUUGUUCAUAUUGUGUUUAUUUUUUGUCAUUUAUUUUAUGAAUCUUAUCUGUAUAGAGUAUUUUGACCCCCAAAAAAUUAAAAAAGAAAAAUUAUGAAAAA
This is a messenger RNA of Xyrichtys novacula (pearly razorfish), 17769 nucleotides long. The record is from the annotation of a GenBank genome assembly. NCBI's taxonomy places the organism in Eukaryota, Metazoa, Chordata, Actinopteri, Labriformes, Labridae.